AUGAAUAAUAACAAUAACAAACCUUAAUCUGAAGUCAGAGCUAAAGUUGAUUUUGGAUUGAUUCAUAAAAAUGACAUCCCAUAAAAAAGAAUUUAUUCUGCAAUUGAAUCUAACUAAAAGAAUAAUAUUUAGGAUUAUAAAUAAGUUGAUUCAAAUGGAACAUUGAUAGAACAAUUAAAUUCUAUAGUGUAAGAUUACCUUUUGAGAAGUAAUUAUUUAAAAACAUUGGAGUAUUUUAAAGUAGAAUCAUAAUUUGCAUUAGAAAAAUUAAAUUAAACACAAUAUAUUCUCUUAGGUCACUUUGAUAGAGGAGAAAAAGAUAAGUUUCUGGAAUUAUGGAGUCGAUACAUACCAAUACAAUAAAGACAAGAUAAUGAAUAUUGGAAGCUAGAGUUUCAUGUUUAAAUUUAUUUUCUUAUUUACCCUAUUCAUCCAAUGUUUAAGAAGAAAGGUGUGAUUGAUAAUAAUUCAAUUAAUCAAUUUAAACAAUAUAUUGAUACUAAUGGAAAUGAUUUAUCAAAGAGUAAUGAAGUAAUGCCAUUUUAUGCAUUGCCAUAUGUAAAAAAUCCUGAAAUGCAUCCAAACUUUUAAUAUAUUUUCACUCAUGAAUGGAUUUCUAACUUGAGAUUAAAACUAAAAGAGUUUUUAUAAUCCGUUUAUGGUUAAGAAUAAAAUGGAAGUAUUUUAAAAAGAUUAUUAUUAUCUAAGGAAGGAUCCUCUAAUAUUUAAUAAUAAGAUUUUCAGAAAAAGAUGACAGAAAACAUAAGAUUAUUGUAAUAAGAAAAUAAUGAAUUAAGAAAAAAAAUUAAUUAAUUAAUUUAGGAAUUAUAAUAUAUAAAUAAUACAGGAUAAUUAAAUCUAUUUGAGGUUUAGAAAAAAUGGUUUUAAUUCACAAGAGAUUUGUUAAAAAUGGAGAAAGAUAUGAUUAAAUAUAUUGAAAGUAAUAGGAAAAAUCCUGAAUAACUCUAAUUAUUCAAAAAGAAGAUUGGAUAAUAUGAUCUAUUCUUAGGUGAGAAUUUAGAUGAAAAAAUUAAUAAAUUAUAGGAUAUAACCUAUCAAGAUAAGUUCACUUAACCUGAUCAUGAUCUGUCUGAUUUAACUAAUUAAUAAUGUAUUUUUUUAUUUAAAGAAUAGAAAUGAUAACAUCAUAAUAAUCAAUAGAAGAGUAUGUUCCAUUAAAUUAUGAAAAGCUUAUUAAAUUAUUUACCAAAAAUAGUAAUCCAGUUUUAGUUGCAACAGUACUAUAGGCUUUGAGAUGGAGAAUAACAAGGGCAAAAAGUGCAUUAGAAAGAAGGUCAGUAAUUAUCGCAUAUUAAACACAUGAUUUAAUUGGAGCACAUUAAAGAAACAUUGGAUUGGCUUAAUAUUUGAUGAUGAAAUCUGCAUAUAUAAUUUAAUGCUAGGUUUUGAAAUUAAUGAAUGCUUUGGCUUCUGAUUAUGUUGGUAGAACUUACUUGACUAGCAAUAAAAAUUUAAUUAAGUUUUUAAUUGAAUCAAUAAAAAAUGAUUAAACUGAUUCAAUCAAGAGAAAGAAUGCCAUUGGAACUUUAUAAAAAUUGUCACUAAGAAAAUAAAGUCAAAGUUGGAUGCUUGACAAUGACAUUAUUUAAGUUGCUUUAAACAUUCUAAAAAGAGUAUUAAUUUAUUUUUUAAGAAUAGGAAAAAUUUCAAUUAAGUGAAUAUACUUAUGAAUAUAUCACUGCUUUAAUUAUGAAUUUAUCAUUGAGUCCAAGAGGGAGAGAUUCUUUAUCAAUUAAUAAAGAAUUAGCAUUUGAAGUCUUAUUUUAAUUAAUUGAAUAUCCUAAUGAUUAGAUUAGAACCUUCAUUAAUGGAACAUUUUAUUCAAUGUUUAGUAGAAGAGACUUAAGAAAAUAUGCUUAUUAAUUAAAUAUACAUCAAGAAUUACCUAAAAUAUUAAAAAUUAGUGAUGAUAGAUUUAAGAAAUAAAUUCAAUCUAUGAUAGAAUUAUUAAAAACUAAUGAUGAUGAUUAUUAACAAUAAUAAUUAGAAUAAGAUAAUGAUGUGGAUGAUUUGUAAGAUGGUGAAGAAUAGCUAGUUGAUGAUGAUGAUGAUGAUGAAGAUGAUUUAUAAAAUAAUGAUAUAAUAAUAGGAGAAGAACUAUUAAAGAAUGAAUUUGCUUUAGAUGGUGAAUAAGCAGAACAAUAAAGAUAAUUGAUUGAAUCAAUCAUACAAAAAUAAUUAUUAUAAAGAAGCAUUUAAUAUGAAUAAUUAACAGACUCUUAUUUAGAGAAAAAGCCUCUUCGAUGUAUAUAUAUAUAUUAUAAAUAGAAGGACCAUUCAUAGUUGACAGUCAACUAUCAUUGGUUAAUAUCAAAAAAUAAAUUGCUAAUGGAAAUCCAUAAUAAUCAGAUAAAGAAUUUGUAUCUAGACCAAACAUUCCUAGAACUCCUCCAUAAUAAUAAUCAGAUAAAGAAUUUGUAUCUAGACCAAACAUUCCUAGAACUCCUCCAUAAUAAUAAUCAGAUAAAGAAUUUGUAUCUAGACCAAACAUUCCUAGAACUCCUCCAUAAUAAUAAUCAGAUAAAGAAUUUGUAUCUAGACCAAACAUUCCUAGAACUCCUCCAUAAUAAUAAUCAGAUAAAGAAUUUGUAUCUAGACCAAACAUUCCUAGAACUCCUCCAUAAUAAUAAUCAGAUAAAGAAUUUGUAUCUAGACCAAACAUUCCUAGAACUCCUCCAUAAUAAUAAUCAGAUAAAGAAUUUGUAUCUAGACCAAACAUUCCUAGAACUCCUCCAUAAUAAUAAUCAGAUAAAGAAUUUGUAUCUAGACCAAACAUUCCUAGAACUCCUCCAUAAUAAUAAUCAGAUAAAGAAUUUGUAUCUAGACCAAACAUUCCUAGAACUCCUCCAUAAUAAUAAUCAGAUAAAGAAUUUGUAUCUAGACCAAACAUUCCUAGAACUCCUCCAUAAUAAUAAUCAGAUAAAGAAUUUGUAUCUAGACCAAACAUUCCUAGAACUCCUCCAUAAUAAUAAUCAGAUAAAGAAUUUGUAUCUAGACCAAACAUUCCUAGAACUCCUCCAUAAUAAUAAUCAGAUAAAGAAUUUGUAUCUAGACCAAACAUUCCUAGAACUCCUCCAUAAUAAUAAUCAGAUAAAGAAUUUGUAUCUAGACCAAACAUUCCCAGAACUCCUCCAUAAUAAUCAGAUAAAGGAUUUUUAUAUAGACCAAAGAUUCCCAGAACUACUCCAAAUCAAUAAGAUUAUUGA
Messenger RNA from Paramecium primaurelia, 3227 nucleotides. The record is from the annotation of a GenBank genome assembly. Lineage: Eukaryota; Ciliophora; Oligohymenophorea; Peniculida; Parameciidae.